This is a messenger RNA of Condylura cristata (star-nosed mole), 1371 nucleotides long. RefSeq names its product REST corepressor 3 (gene RCOR3). The transcript has 10 exons. Gene Ontology annotation, cellular component: histone deacetylase complex; transcription regulator complex. Lineage: Eukaryota; Metazoa; Chordata; Mammalia; Eulipotyphla; Talpidae. Gene Ontology annotation, biological process: regulation of transcription by RNA polymerase II; negative regulation of DNA-templated transcription. The record is from RefSeq and is a predicted model, not a curated record. Gene Ontology annotation, molecular function: transcription corepressor activity. The annotation marks the transcript as partial.
AAGGGGGAACGUGUCAGCUUUCGUGAGCUUCUCCGCGUGUCCAAAGUGGUGGUUUGCGGUAUUCCAUCGCCGCCUCUCUUGGCCUGCUUUGCCUUUUUGGGGUUCGGACAGGUGCGGAGUGAGGGGUACAGCUCACGUCUCCCACCGUCUGCCCUGCGCCCGCCCGCCACUCACAGCUCUGUCUCUGCAGGUGUCACCAAGUACUCGGAGAAGCACAAUGGAGGCAUGUUGGUCUGGUCCCCCCACCACAGCGUCCCCGAUGCCAAGCUGGACGAGUACAUCGUGGUCGCCAAGGAAAAGCAUGGCUACAAUGUGGAGCAGGCGCUUGGCAUGUUGUUCUGGCACAAGCAUAACAUCGAGAAGUCCCUUGCUGACCUCCCCAAUUUCACGCCCUUUCCGGACGAGUGGACCGUGGAAGAUAAAGUCCUCUUCGAGCAAGCCUUCAGUUUCCACGGGAAGAGCUUCCACAGGAUUCAGCAGAUGCUUCCAGAUAAGACAAUUGCUAGCCUUGUGAAGUACUACUACUCCUGGAAGAAAACGCGGUCGCGGACAAGCCUGAUGGACCGCCAGGCUCGGAAACUAGCGAACCGGCACAGCCAGGGCGACAGCGACGAUGAUGUGGAAGAAACGCACCCAAUGGAUGGGAAUGACAGUGAUUAUGACCCCAAAAAAGAAGCCAAAAAAGAGGGCAGCACGGAGCCGCCUGUGCAAACCAGCAAGAUCGGGCUGGGGCGCCGGGAGUACCAGAGCCUGCAGCACCGCCACCACGCGCAGCGGUCCCGCUGCCGCCCGCCCAAGGGCAUGUACCUGACCCAGGAGGACGUGCUCGCCGUCUCCUGCAGCCCCAACGCCGCCAGCACCAUCCUGAGGCAGCUGGACGUGGAGCUCAUCUCCCUGAAACGCCAGGUUCAGAAUGCCAAGCAAGUAAACAGUGCACUUAAACAGAAAAUGGAAGGCGGCAUUGAGGAGUUCAAGCCCCCUGAGUCAAAUCAGAAGAUCAACGCCCGCUGGACCACAGAGGAGCAGCUCCUCGCGGUACAAGGUGUGCGCAAGUACGGUAAAGAUUUCCAAGCCAUCGCAGACGUGAUCGGCAACAAGACCGUCGGCCAAGUGAAGAACUUCUUCGUCAACUACAGACGCCGCUUCAACCUGGAGGAGGUGCUGCAGGAAUGGGAGGCGGAGCAGGGCACCGAGGCCGCCCGCGGCGACGGCCCCGCGCUCGCCGAGGAGGCCAAAGGGGUCUGCGCGGCAGCCGCCAUCUUGUCGGCUGGCGCCAAUGUCCGCCCGGCUGUCCGGUGUGUUGCGAGUCACGUCACGGCCCCGGUGUGCACCGGGCCGCACGCCUCGGCCGGCGCCCAGUGGCAACUGUAG